Molecule: messenger RNA, 2700 nt
Organism: Cucumis melo (muskmelon)
Lineage: Eukaryota; Viridiplantae; Streptophyta; Magnoliopsida; Cucurbitales; Cucurbitaceae
Exons: 7
Coding region: 1-2700 (899 amino acids)
Molecular function (GO): helicase activity
Source: RefSeq, a predicted model, not a curated record
AUGAAGAGAUUUAAUACUGCCUAUGUCUAUGGAACAUUAUCUUACAAAAGCUAUGCAAAUGUUCAAAUUGAAAAGAUCCCACAAUAUUUCAACUCAGUGGAGCAAUAUUUUGGAUGUUUUGUCCACCCUUUACUUGAAGAAACUAGAUCUCAAUUAUACUCGAGCAUGAACCCGAUUUCCAAAUCUCCAUGUGUUCAAGUAAUUGCACUCAAAGAAAUCAAAACCUAUGGCAAAGGAUUAUUCGAAAUCCACCUUAAAGAUUGCAAACAAUAUUGUCCCACAAUCUUAAUCCCUGGAAAUAUAUUCAUCUUGUCCAAUGUCAAACCUAAAGUUGUCUCUGAUUUGCAAAGAAAUGGCAGAACAUGGACUUUUGCAACAUUUGUGUCAAAAAAAGGGAAGAAAAAGGAUAAGAACAAACCUACAUGUUUUACAAUCAAAAUAUGGAAAGAAAAUUUUAUGAAGGAUCUUAAUCAUCAUGAACACCCCAUGUUUCUUGUAGUUUUGGUGAAUGUUCUUACUAACAUAAGGAUAUGGAAUGCAUUGCACAUGAAGAAAAAUAAUGCUAUUUUCAAUCAUGUUUUGGGAGUUAAUUCUUCUAAUAGUAAUUUAAAUUUUGGUUGUGAUGUCUGUGAGACCAAGAUUGAUGAAUUAUCAUCCAACAACAGUUUGUUUUUUACAUUAAAUGAAUCCCAAGCUAGAGCUGUGGGAACAUGUCUUAAAAGGACAAGUUGUGCCCAUAAAUAUGGGGUUGAACUCAUUUGGGGUCCUCCUGGGACUGGCAAAACAAAGACGGUUGGAGUGUUGUUGUUUGAGCUUCGGAAGAAGAAUCGUCGAACGCUCGCUUGUGCUCCGACCAACACUGCCAUCAUGCAGGUGGCAUCAAGGUUUCUUCUUCUAGUAAAAGAAAUGCAUGGUAAGAAAGACAAUAGAUCAAAAAAAUUGUUUUGCAAUUUGGGAGAUAUUCUUUUGUUUGGGAACAAAGAAAGGCUAAAAGUUGGGGAAUCUGAUAAGGACAUAUAUUUGGAUUAUAGAAUUGGAAGACUCGAAAAGUGUUUCAAUCAAUUUAAUGGUUGGAGGGUUUGUUUUUCUUCCAUGAUAGAUUUUCUUGAAGGCUAUUGUGUCUCUCAAUACCGAGCAUUCUUAAAAGACAAACAAAGACCGAAAAAGUUUGAGUAUUCCUUUAUUGAAUUUGUAAGGGUGUAUUACAAAACCAUUUCUUGUUCACUCAAAGAGUGCAUAUCAAUCUUUUGCACUCACAUUCCCAUAGCCAUUUUGAAGCAUAAUUUUGAGAGGUUAUGUUGUGUUAUGAGUUUGAUAGAGUCUUUUGAAUCUCUGUUGCUUUCAAAUGGGGUUGAAUCAAAGGAGCUUGAGAAGCUAUUUUCAAAAAAGGUAGAAGAAGAAGUAGUUGUGAAUCAAAAUGUUGAGUAUGAGAAGCUUUUGAAGGGGAGAAAUGAUUGUGUGUUGGUUUUGAGAUCUUUGAAAUAUUCAUUGGGUGAACUUAAACUUCCACAAACUUCAAGGGAACGAAGGCUUAGAGCAUUUUGUUUUAGGAAUGCUUCUUUGUUCUUUUGCACGGUAUCGAGCUCGUUUAAGUUGUAUUCAAUGCGAAAUGUUGCACCAUUGGAGACAUUGGUGAUGGAUGAAGCUGCACAGUUGAAGGAGUGUGAGUCUGCAAUUCCUUUGCAAUUUCCUGCUAUAAAGCAUGCAAUUCUUAUUGGUGAUGAGUGCCAAUUGCCUGCUAUGGUUGAAAGCAAAGUUGCCGAUGAAGCUAAGUUUGGAAGAAGCUUAUUUGAGAGGUUGAGUUCAUUUGGGCAUCAAAAGCAUCUUCUCAAUGUGCAAUAUAGAAUGCAUCCAUCUAUAAGCUGUUUUCCAAACUCAAAGUUCUAUUCAAACCAAAUCUCAGAUGGUCCUAAUGUCAAAACCGAAGGAUAUGUCAAAAAAUUUCUUAACGGUCCUAUGUUUGGUUCAUAUUCUUUCAUGGAUAUAAAUGAGGGAAGAGAAGAAAAGGAUGGCAUUACACAAAGUUGGAAAAAUAUGGCAGAGGUUGAUGUUGUUCUGCAAAUUAUUCACAAGUUGUACAACAAAGCAACAACAUGUGUUGAUUCAAAUGAGAAGAUUAGCAUUGGUGUGGUCUCUCCUUAUUCAGCCCAAGUAGCUGCCAUUGAACACAAACUUGGGAGAAACUAUAAUAACUCUAAUAGCUUUAAAGUGAGAGUGAGCUCAGUUGAUGGAUUCCAAGGUGGGGAGGAGGAUAUCAUUAUCAUUUCUACGGUAAGAUCAAAUAGAAGCUCAUCGAUCGGGUUCUUAUCCAGUAACCAAAGAACAAAUGUUGCUCUUACUAGAGCUAGAUAUUGUUUGUGGAUUUUGGGGAACUUCGAUACACUAUCAAACAGUGAUUCUAUUUGGGAAGAUUUGGUUUUUGAUGCCAAGAACCGUGGUUGUUUCUUCAAUGCUAAGGAAGAUAAGGACUUGGCCAAUGUAAUGUCUAGUUGGAAGAUGGAUGUCGAGAAAAUCGUUGAUGACUUAAUAGUCGGAAAAUGGGUCAAUGACUUGCAAAUAACGAGUCUCUUGACGCAUGAAAAUGAACCGGAUAUGGACAUGAACAAUGCUCUAACUAUGUUUCAAGGACCAAUCACUCGUUCAAGGGCCAAGAAGCAACUACUUAUAUUGCCUUCAAUCUCGAAUCCCAUUGAAGAAUGA